This is a messenger RNA of Caenorhabditis bovis, 1923 nucleotides long. NCBI's taxonomy places the organism in Eukaryota, Metazoa, Nematoda, Chromadorea, Rhabditida, Rhabditidae. The record is from the annotation of a GenBank genome assembly.
AUGUCAGCUCCGACAAGGGUGACUCCAGCGAAUCCAUUGAAAAAUAAAAUCGAUCAAAUUGUAAAUAGGAAAUUGAGUUUGGACAAGGAUUUCAUGAAAGUUGUGGAUUACGUUGCCCCGAUGAUGGAAAAUCUUGACAUUGAUAAUCAUACGGAAAGAAAAUUGUCGAGAAGGCUUGAGGGAAAGGACUUAGAGCUCAAUAAUGAGUAUUUGGCUGAAUUUGAUAAAGUUAAUAAAAUUGUACAACAAUUCGACAAUAUUGUAAAGGAAAUGAACAAAUCUUGCACGGAUUUGUGCGUUCGAUUGGAAAAUGUGAAGCAAACGAAUACAAAUCUUCUCAAUCAAACGACACAACUUCAGGCACAAAAAAAAAAGAUUGAAGCCAAACAGAAGGCAAUCGAUUCUUUUCUAGACAAAUAUUCAUUGACAGAAGCUGAAAUGGAAGUUCUUGAUUGUGAGCAAAAAGAUGUUCGAUUGACUACCCAAUUCUUUGCUGCCCUCAAUCGAGCCAAAGAAAUUCAUGAAGAGAGCAAGGAAAUGGUGAAAGUGGCUGGCAAUCAUCUCGCUGCUCUUGAGGUCAUGGAUUCGAUGGAAGCGAUUAUGAAAUCGGCGUACAGCACAAUUUUCAACAAAAUUUCCCGAGAAUUCCGUUUAUUGAGCUCGGAUUUCGUUGAUGCAAAAAGUGUGAUCAGUCGCGCACUUGCCGCUCUUCAAGAUUUUCCGUAUAUGCUUCAAGUUUCAUUAGAUGAGUAUUCUACAACUCGCGGCAAUGAUGUUCUCAGAUUGUUCAUCGAAGCCCUUACGAAGGGACCGCAUGGUUCGGGAAAACCGAUCGAAAUGAUGAGCCACGAUAAAAUCAGGUAUAUUGGUGAUAUGCUCGCAUUUAUGUACGAAUUAGCGGGAAACGAAAGAGAGCUCAUUGAGCAGCUUCUAUUCCAAUGUCAACCGGAAGUUCUUGAGACAAACUCGAUUAAUGUGCUCAACAACAUUACAAAAGCUCUAGCUGCUCCAUUUAAAGUGCGUGUUGAGCAAUCAAUUGCAAACGAAUCUGACUGCGUUUCUCUUUAUAAGAUCUCCAAUCUUUUCACAUUCUAUACUGAAAAAUUAACACCAUUAACUGGUGAUAAGUCGGAGAUUGUUGCAACUUUGAAUGAUUUGAAUAACAUCGCAAUGGCCAUGUUCCACGCCGGAUUGAUACAAGCUGUACAGAAAACAUUAUCGAAGAUGGGCGCGCCCGAUUACGAUCUGCUACCGGUCCAGGCUGUUCAUCAAUGUUUGAUGCUUCUCCGAGAAGUUCUUGAUACUCAUGAUGCCGGAAUGGGAGCCAGAACUAAUGCGAAACAAGACUUCCAGAAAAUAUUUGAAAUUAUUCUGGAUCCACUUACAAGAGAAGUCCAAUUGACCGCGACUCAACUUCAUUCACCACUGGAUGUUGCUGUCUACACUCUUAACUGCCUUUCUGCAAUUCAAUCCGUUGUAGUUCUUUAUCAAUUCACUGACCAGAGGCUGGAAAUGAUAGCUGCUAUGAUUGAGGGCAAUGAAGAUGUUUUGGUUUCCGAAGAGAUCUCUACUGUGCUUAGUACCACCAAACUGCUGAAUUUGUACCAGAAGGCGUCAGCUCAUAAAAAAGAACAGGGACCGUUAUCUCAAGUCCCGGGAAUGGAGCGUUCCGAAGUGUCCUCGGUUCUCAAUGAAUUUUCCAUGUUUCUCCAUAAUCCAAACAGUUGCCGAUUGGAUCAUGUUGCCAAAAUUUCGAGCUCGAGAAUACGUGAAACAGUCCGUACAAGAAGCAUGUCAGAAUUGCUUAAAGUUUACACAUGCCUUGUUAGCAAAUUCGAAGACGAGAGCAAUGGUUAUGGCGAUAUGCCAUAUCUGACGGUUGACCAAGUUAGCCAAUUGCUCAAAUUCAGCUUCAUGCAGUAA